AUGGGCAGAUCACGACGAGCUGGACGUCUAGUCCAGCUCCGCCGACUGGCAAAAGCGUAUGAAACCCCUGGGGUCUUCGACCCCAGGAUUUUCGAUAGGCCCCUACAGCCUCCCAAGCCCUCGCUCCCGCCUCCUCCCCCUUAUCCACAAGCGGUGAAUAGGGCCAGUGUACCCCAAACCCCUGCAGGAGGCCGCACCUCAGCGGAGCAACCACCCCUUCCUCCCCGUCCACGCGCACCUGAACCUUGCCCAGUCAGGGCAUGGGCGCCGCGGCCGCCGGUCACCCCAGCACCGAGGGCGGCUAAAGCAGGACUGGCAGCGGUACUUUCAACCCCGGCGCUUAGACUGGAGAAGAGGCCCCCACCGGGACAGCAGGCCCCCAAGGCUCAGCCCACUACGAAGCGGACCAAACCCUGCGUAGUGCGUAUAGAGGCCCUCCCGCAGAAGGUCCGACUGGUCAGGCGCCCUAGGAAACCGCUGCUGCCCACCCAAGACAUGCCCUUGCUGGUGUAG
Messenger RNA from Vollenhovia emeryi, 513 nucleotides. RefSeq names its product formin-like protein 5. The record is from RefSeq and is a predicted model, not a curated record. Lineage: Eukaryota; Metazoa; Arthropoda; Insecta; Hymenoptera; Formicidae. The transcript has a single exon. The coding region runs from base 1 to 513 and encodes 170 amino acids.